AAAACAUCCAGGUACCAGAUACCACAGCACAUCUUCAGGCGUUUUGUGUAGUCCAUGCCUUGAGGGGUCAGAGCUGUUUUAGUGGCACAAGAUGGCAAAAGUAGACCACCGCUUCGGACAAAGGGAUGGCUCCGACCAGAACUUUGAUUACAUGUUCAAGCUCCUGAUUAUAGGCAACAGCAGUGUGGGCAAAACCAGCUUUUUGUUCCGAUAUGCAGACGACUCAUUCAGCAACUCGUUUGUCAGCACUGUUGGCAUUGACUUUAAAGUAAAGACGGUUUACCGCAAUGACAAGAGGGUGAAACUCCAAAUCUGGGAUACAGCUGGUCAGGAGCGUUACAGGACCAUCACUACAGCUUACUACAGAGGAGCAAUGGGCUUCAUUCUCAUGUAUGACAUAACCAAUGAGGAGUCAUUUAAUGCAGUACAGGACUGGGCAACCCAGAUUAAGACCUACUCGUGGGACAAUGCUCAGGUUAUUUUAGUGGGAAAUAAAUGUGACAUGGCUGAUGAGAGAGUGAUACCUGUAGAGAAAGGCAAGCACUUGGCUGAUCAACUAGGCUUUGAGUACUAUGAGGCGAGCGCCAAGGAAAACAUCAAUGUCAGGCAGGUGUUCGAGCGCCUGGUAGACAUCAUCUGUGUGAAGAUGUCUGAGCGAGUGGAUGCAGACCCAUCCAUGGUCAGUGGCGCCAAGACCACUCGGCUCAGUGACAAGCCGGCGCAGCUACCUCAGAAUUGCUGCUGAUUUAGCCUGUUUACUCUGCCGUCACGUGCUAGACUAUUGUGCUGAUCCUGUCUUUUCAUCUGCUUUUCAUUUCCAGACUUUUCUGUUUUGUUUAUUUGUUACAUGUAGUAGUGUUACAUAUAAAAUGCUAUAUUUUCAUGUUAAGCUCACAUCUAACUAAGGGUCAGAGUGAGGUCAAAGCAGGGACUCCAGCAAAGCACAAAAAAGCACAUGCUCACUGCCAGACACAGAUAACUUACAUGAUUAAAUCAGACCUCAAUAGGUGUAUUAUUCUAGCAUAAUUGGUGCUUUAAGGAUCACCUAACACAAUCUCUCUGCAUCUGCUUUUUAACUAUUGCUUAGUGAAGGAGCACGAGUGUGAUGUAAACUCAGACAACUGCAGAGUGGUCAUAUUAGUUAUAUAUUAUGCACAGUAAAGGUCUGUUGUUUCAGGGUGGUAUAUUUUAUUUUACUUGGCAGAACCAAUGGGCUGGUGGGUACCUAUAAAGUUAUUUCACUGCCAAAAGUUAAGAGCACAAUAGUUUCAUCAAGAUUGGACUGAGAUUCCUUUCAUUCCUGUCCAUCUUUAUUUUGUUACUUUGCUUUCAUACCAAAAUAGAUAUCCAGGCUUAACUCUGUCCUGCUUGGCUGAGUGGUGUUUAAAAAUAAAUAAAUCCCGCUCUACCAAGUAAGGACCUACAUACAGUGCUGCAGCCAUCUGUGGUUGGGAGUCUUAACAAAUUAUAAAUGAACUGCUUGUUAUCAGUUGUUGGCACCUGUGAGCACAUGUAAUGUAGGUAGAGUAGAAAAGAGCAGAUCUUGCUUUCCUCUGAUUGUGUUCAGCUGUCAUGUGACCGAAAAUGAGCAGCACUUUGAAAAGGAUGUAAUAGCUACGCCUGCCGCAGAAGAAGCUCAUGCAAGUCUUCACCCUCAUUGAUAACUAUUUUAAAAAUGGUGAAAAAGGAAAAGUAUAAAACAAUCUUAUUCUGCUUACUCUCAAACGUGAUUACUCUCACAUGGUCAGAUUUCCUUUCUGUUGUAUGCAAUUUUUUGUGCCUGUAAACUUUUAGUGGUUCUUGACAUUAAUAAUUGGCCACUCCAACUGCCCAGCAUCAGCAAUAUGGUGUUAGAAUGGAGGAGCUUAUCUUGAUUUCAUUCCAUUAAAAAGGUAGGGAAGGCCAUCAGCUGAACCCUAUUCUGAUUAGCUGAUGACUUUUGGCAGUGUUGUCGCACCAAAGGAUGAAAAAGGAAACCUAAACGGGUGAGCACAAAAAGUAUAAGUGAACCAGAUGAAUCUAACUUGUAUUAUUGUACAUUGAGAGUGGAAGUAACUUGUGUAAUCAUUGCGUGUUCUCUUAACAGCUACAAAAGAUAAUGCGCUCUCCAUUUUUGGCAAUAAAAUAACACCAUAAUGGACACAAUAUAAUGUGUGAUUUGGACAUAAGGAACACUUUGCAAAUGUUCAAUAUAUUAUGAUAUAUCAAAGGUAGAUUAGUAGUUGCAUGAAUCGAGCCAAGUAGCCUCCAGAUACUCUAACAAAAUACAAAUCAAAUCCCUACAUGUUCUCUUGUAUAAAAGUGAGUAUUUUCUUGUGGAGUAUAUAUAACUAUAUAUUUGAAUGGUGUGUGUGUGUGUGUGUGUGUGUGUGCGGGCGCGCGCGUAUGCGUGUGUGUUAAUUUACAGUAACAACACAUUAAAAAUAUCUUUAGAGAUGCCAGUAUAUGUACAUUGUAAAACUUGUGCCACAACUGAUUUAUAUUUCAGAAACGUAGCAGAUCCUUGUGGAGUUCUACAUGUGUCACAUACAUUGAGUUUUUAAUCAAGUGAUGUAAGCAUUUAUGAACAAUGUUUUAUGUAACUACUUUGAAAUUUAUUUUACAUGAAAUAUUUAUAAUUAAGAUGUUGUAAGCUAUCAAGCUGGUCUUUGCUGAGUAGAUAUUUAUUUUUAUGCUAUAACCCGAAUCUGGGGACAUAUAGAUGUACUGUAACUUUGCUGUCAGUGAUUUUUGACUGGUAGAACAAUUUGCACAAGGAUAUAGAGUGAUUGUACAGGUCGUUGUAAAGUUGGUUUUAGAUUCAAUUUCUAACAAUAAAAGUUCCACUCACACCAUAUUAAGUUGUGAAUAUCCUAUCAUGUCAUAAGAUAUACAAUGUGUGGAGAUA
This is a messenger RNA of Clarias gariepinus (North African catfish), 2887 nucleotides long. RefSeq names its product RAB3B, member RAS oncogene family (gene rab3b). Gene Ontology annotation, biological process: protein localization to plasma membrane; protein secretion; regulation of exocytosis. Gene Ontology annotation, molecular function: GTP binding; GTPase activity. NCBI's taxonomy places the organism in Eukaryota, Metazoa, Chordata, Actinopteri, Siluriformes, Clariidae. The record is from RefSeq and is a predicted model, not a curated record. The transcript is spliced from 5 exons. The coding region runs from base 92 to 745 and encodes 217 amino acids. Gene Ontology annotation, cellular component: synaptic vesicle; plasma membrane; endosome.